UAGUAAUUUAAGUCAGUGGUAGAGUCAAAGUCAGUUGUUAUACAGCCUUAGCAGGAAAAAGAAAGCUGGUGAGUAAAGUCUUUUUAAUUUUAUCUCCUUAAGUUUCUUUUUCAAUUCAUUUCAUCUAUAAUCUUCAGUAGCAUCGAAGAGAAGUAUUCGGGACAUAUUUUUUUAAUUGAAGUUUGCGAUUUUCGAAACUACCUAACAUGCUUAUUUUACUUUCCACAACACCGAUCUAUUAUAAAUUCGAUUUCCUUUCAUAGUUUACUAGACUUGAACCACUUUCCAAAAUACUUUGAAUUCCUUUUCUUCGCUGUUUGUUACUCUUUUAAUUAUUUGCCUUCCUUGUUAUUUCCUCGUGACCACCGAGUCUGAGAACCUAUUCUAAGGACCCUUUUCGAUUUAAAGAGGGGUUAUAUCCAAUACAAUCAGCUAAUGGUUUUCUUGUUUGCAGGUAAGAUGAAUUGCAAUUUACUGACUGUUUUACUCGUCGCAUUAGUGGGCUGUGCACAGGCAAGAUCAACAAAAAGUAAGAGUUCCCAUUCUGACUAUGUGAGUGUUUAACGUGUCAACCAUGUCCUUGAAAGAGAACCACUGAUCAAAAAAAUUCCAGUCACAAGACAGGGACUGGAGAGUAACAAUUAUUAAAGGGAGAGUAACCUUGAAAGCUUUCAAAACCGACAUUAAGCUUCUCGACAUAUUUACAGAGCUACAUGCCGUAAUGGAAAUUUAUUACUUCUCGUCAAAACUAUGUGAUGACGUUGGCAGGUACCAAUGUCGAAUUUCCUUUUUAUUCUUAAUAUGUUCCUCCUGAUUUUAAACCAAAGUUUUAAAAUUUGGUUUGAAACAUUUUUUUUACACUGGAAUGAGAACAAUCCUGAUGAUCACAUUCCAAGCUCUCACUUUUUCAAAUUUAGUCAUAAAAAUAUAUAAUUACUUGGAAUAAAAUCAUUAUAAAAUUGUUCAAGUUUUCAACUAUUUUAUAAUGCAUCUGGCCUAUCCUGUCCAAUUUUCCUUCAUAAACAACCCGUUAUUAGUUACUUUCUCGGUGGAGGAUAAAUUUCUGCUGAAAAUAAGAUUAUCUUUACCAAAUCUAUCAAUCGCUGCCAUGUAUCAAGCGAAAUGCUAAUUCUUUAAACGAUAUUUCAUCAGAUGCAAAAAGCUGUUGCCCGUGUUGCCCACCUCCUCCACCGCCAAUGAUGCCACAGAUACCGGCGCAACAGGGAUGUGGUGAGCCCCCACGAGGUGUCGGAUGUGCGCCACCCUUGCAAGCCCCCUGCCCUCCUGGACCACCGAUGGGAAUGCCCCCAGCAGCACCCCCGUGCAUGCCAAUGGCACAACCAAUGGGACUACCAGUACCACCACCAUUAACUAUGGGACAACCUGGUUGUCUUGAGAGUCCUCGUCAAGGAUGUAUUGGUCUCCCUCCUGCAUCACCCCCAUGCUCACCUCCACCUCGUGCACCACCAGCACCAUGCCCACCUCCUCGAGCCCCUCCUUCUUCAAAAUGCUGCCCUGCCCCGGCAUGCUGCAAAAAAUCGCACAAAUCACAUUAACUUGUCACAGAUCAAUAAUGUACCG
Molecule: messenger RNA, 1581 nt
Organism: Pocillopora meandrina
Lineage: Eukaryota; Metazoa; Cnidaria; Anthozoa; Scleractinia; Pocilloporidae
Source: the annotation of a GenBank genome assembly